CGUACAAUCAGGAACGGAUGCUAUCGUGUUCGCUUUACCGGCGUUCCUCCCGAAGCAACUGCACCUCAUGAGUGCAGAUUUCACGUUCAGCUAGCUGUUUCCCCAAUUGUAAUUUAAAGUGCGAUUAUCCUUUGAAUCGGACCGAAAUGUUGUGUUUAGGUGGGUUUUCGGUGGCCCUCGCCUUGGCUCUAGUGCCUGGAAGCACGGAUGCGCUGAAGGAGGGAGAAUGUGAAGUGUGUGUGAGCUUUCUGGGAAAAUUUUACGAUUCAUUGAAGGAGAAUGAUGUAAAGUUCAUCAAUGCUGAUAUAGAGAAGGCCCUGAUGAAAACCUGCAAAGAUGCCAAGGGCAAAGACAACCGUUUUUGUUAUUACAUUGGGGCAACAAGUGAUGCAGCUACCAAGAUAAUCAACGAGGUAUCCAAACCACUGAGCUACCAUGUUCCAGUUGAAAAGAUUUGUGAAAAACUCAAGAAAAAAGACAGCCAGAUCUGUGAACUAAAAUAUGACAAACAGUUGGAUCUGAGCACAGUGGAUUUGAAAAAGCUCAAAGUGAAAGAUUUGAAGAAGAUCCUGGAAGAAUGGGGAGAAUCAUGUAAGGGCUGCGCAGAAAAGUCUGACUUCAUCCGCAAAAUCACAGAGCUCAUGCCCAAGUAUGCACCUUCAGCUGCCAAAGCACGGACAGAACUGUGAUGAUGGAGCUGUAACUCUGGACUUGCCUUGGAUGUAUUUAGUGAUGUGGAGAUUCACAAGAGGAGAGACAUUGUUUGAUGUUUUCAUCGGUCAGUUUCUUUUUCGCCAUGUCAUUUUUUUCAAGUUUAAGUUUAUUGAUUUUAAUAGAAUUAUAAACUUUUUCUGAAAAUAUUGGUCUUUUGGUCACAGCUGUCUUUCAAUCACCAUGUAGUGUUUGAUUUUGACAGCUCAACAAAAUAAUUGCAAUAUCGUGUAAACACCUAAUGGGAAAUAUUUGACUUAAUGAAACAGUGGUCUUUUGAGACAGAACUGCACUUUUAAAAUAGGCACACAUGAUGCCAUCUUGUCUGUCUUUACUCUGGAAGUUUUCUCCCAUUUAAAAUGCAAAAUGUGCUUUUUGUGUCCUUGCAUGAUGAACUGGUUCAUCUGUGGCUGCCGGGCAGGUUUUGCAUUUUAGAUGUAACGACACAUCUAUUUUGCCGAGCUUGUUUAUGAUAAAUGAUGAAUAUUUUAUCCAUUUAAAAGCUUCCUAUGGUUUUAGUUAACAAGGAAGAAAUAAAAUUCAAAUUAUAGUUUUUUUUACUCAGAGGUUUUUCAGCUCCCUUGGGUCUUUCAGAAGGGCUGCAGUUUGGCUAUUAUGUCACCUGGCUUUCUGUCUUUUACAGAAAGCAAAAGCACUUUAGUGUUGCAAUAGGUCAACAGCCCUUUACAUUUUGUUUGUUGUAUACAGGAUUUUUUUUUUUUUUGUGGGAUAUUAAAACAAACAUUUCAAAACUCCAGUCCAAUAUUCCUCUGUCCUUUUAUUUGUCAUAACCACUGUAAUAUAGAUUUGGCUAUGCACAUUGUGCACAUUUAAAAUGUACAAUAUCUUCUGUAGAUGGGGUCAUUUAUAUUAAAAAAAAAAUUAUAAUAAUAAAAUGUGAAAACUCUCA
Molecule: messenger RNA, 1621 nt
Organism: Boleophthalmus pectinirostris (great blue-spotted mudskipper)
Lineage: Eukaryota; Metazoa; Chordata; Actinopteri; Gobiiformes; Gobiidae
Gene: manf
Product: mesencephalic astrocyte-derived neurotrophic factor
Exons: 4
Coding region: 147-689 (180 amino acids)
Biological process (GO): dopaminergic neuron differentiation; neuron projection development
Cellular component (GO): endoplasmic reticulum
Source: RefSeq, a predicted model, not a curated record